This is a messenger RNA of Caenorhabditis briggsae, 1185 nucleotides long. It is a transcript of the gene Cbr-mel-26, whose product is annotated as Protein CBR-MEL-26. Gene Ontology annotation, biological process: regulation of proteolysis; proteasome-mediated ubiquitin-dependent protein catabolic process. The transcript is spliced from 6 exons. Gene Ontology annotation, cellular component: nucleus; cytoplasm. Lineage: Eukaryota; Metazoa; Nematoda; Chromadorea; Rhabditida; Rhabditidae. Bases 1 to 1185 code for a protein of 394 amino acids. The record is from RefSeq and is a predicted model, not a curated record. Gene Ontology annotation, molecular function: ubiquitin protein ligase binding.
AUGGAGCCUCAUGUCGACGGGGUUUACAUCGGCGGUGUCGGCAACUCUGGAUCUGAUGUGGUCUGUGUCGGAGUUCCAGCACUCGGUGUUUCUUCUCAAACUGAAAUCAAAGUCGAGAAAGUUCAACAUACAUGGACAGUAAAGAAUUUUUCGCACUGCUACCAAGAAUAUCUCGAAAACUUUGUAUAUCUUCAACGAGGCGACGAACAGUUGACAUGGUCCAUUAAGAUAUAUCCGAAAGGAAAUGGCGAAAAUAAUAAGGAUUUUGUGUUUUUAUGUCUGAACCGAGUCAUUAAUAAUAAUGUGAAGGCUGGAAAGAUUGGAUUCAAAUCGCAGUUCAAGCUGAGAACUGCGGAAAAUAAAGAUAUAGAGAUGAGGAUUCAUCCCAACCCAUCACAUUCUGACUAUGUUUCCUACAUCAAACGGGACGUUCUGUUCCCUCAAAUCAUGCCUCGUGAUAUGAUAAUUGUCCACGUGGAAAUUGAUGUAGCUGUGGAGACGAUCACAACUACCAAUGAGCCAAUUCAAUUUGAACCUAUAAAUACGGAACAACAGCUAGUGGACGAUUAUCAGCGAUUGUUUUGUGAUGAACUAUUGACUGAUUUCGAUAUAAAUGUAAACGGAAGAGUAAUCCGCGCACAUAAGGCAGUUCUUGCUGCACGUUCUGCAGUAUUCAAUGCGAUGCUUACCCACCAAGACACAGAUGAGGCUAGAACGUCAGUGAUGUACAUAAACGAUAUGGAUUUUGAUGUUAUAUACGAGAUGGUGUAUUAUAUUUAUUGCGGAAGGUGUCAGAAAGAUAUCACAGAUAUGGCGACUGCUCUUCUAAUCGCUGCAGAUAAAUAUCGCAUUGACGAGUUGAAAAAUCAUUGCGAAAAGUAUUUGGUGGAAAAUAUCACAGUGGAAAACGCAUGCAGUCUUCUUAUUAUUGGAGAUAUCUAUACUGCUGCCAAGCUGAGAAGGCGAGCUGUUCAGUUCAUCUUGGCCCGUCCAAAAAAUGUCACUGGGACUCCAGGAUGGGAUGACAUCCUCAAAUGUCAUCCUAAUCUUAUCACAGACAUCUUCAGCCAAAUUGAACGACAAUCGUCAACAGGAGCCACUUCCUCCGUUUCUUCUCUCCCUGGAAUCCCGAUGGAUGUUCCAGGAGUACCCGGAAACAAUGGCCCACCACCAUCUGGUCUGUAA